GGAAAAGAACACCACGUGCGUAGAAUCUCGUAUAAUUGUUUACGAUUUAACCGCAGCCGGUCACGACUUCAGUUUUAAACGAGGCAGCGAUCAACUUUUAUUCAGCCAUGUCAAUAAAAAAAUAUAUAUUCUAAGUGACAGAUUUGUUUUUAUUUAAAUGUGUAUUUGAUAUUUAGAUUAAAGAUCUGUUUGGUUUUUUUUUUAAAUAUAUUUCAGUAACGGUUUAAUUUCAAAUGUUGGGAAAAAACGCAAAACUGUUUUUCGCCGUGUCAUUGUGUAUCCUGUUAGUGGCUAUAGUACUAGCAUCAUGGGGUUUCCCGAAGAUCGUCCAGAAACAGAUACAAAAGAAUUUGCAGAUAGAAAAUUCGUCAGCAAUGUUCGAAAAAUGGCGCGUACUACCGGUACCGUUGACAUUUAAAAUUUAUGUGUUCAACGUGAGCAAUGCUGAAGAUGUCACCGAUGGCGCCAAGCCUAUAUUAAACGAAAUAGGUCCUUUUGUCUACAAAGAAUAUCGUGUAAAAAGGAUAUUGGGUUACGGAGAUAAUGACACGAUCAAAUACAUGUUGAAAAAAACAUUUCGUUUCGAUCAAGAAGCAUCAGGUAGUCUAAGAGAAGACGAAGAAAUCACGGUCAUCAAUUAUUCAUACAUGGCAGCCAUAUUAGCAGUCCUGGACCUAAUGCCGGCUGCUGUCACUCUCGUGAAUAGUGCUCUGAGUAGUUUCUUUCCAAAUCUGACCGAUCCGUUCCUACGAGUGAAAGCGAAGGACCUUUUCUUUGAUGGAAUAUUUCUCAACUGUGCUGGUGAAAAUGCAGCUCUAAGUUUAGUAUGCGGCAAGAUCAGGUUAGAGAAACCGACAACGAUGAGACCUUCUGAAAAUGAUGAUGGAUUUUACUUCUCGAUGUUUUCACAUCUGAAUACAACGGAAUCUGGACCUUACGACAUGAAACGCGGUAUUCAAAAUAUACACGAACUAGGUCACAUAGUCGCCUACAACAACAAGACCACAAUGAAACAGUGGGGUGAUCCAUACUGCGGUCAACUCAAUGGAUCAGACAGCUCUAUAUUCCCGCCGAUUGAAGGAAACCCACCAAAUAGGAUUUACACAUAUGAGCCAGAACUUUGCAGAUCUCUGUACGCGAGUCUGGUUGACAAGCGAGACAUUUUCAACAUAAGCGCUUAUUAUUAUGAAAUAGAUGAAAUGCUCCUCGCGUCUAAAAGUGCAAAUCCUGGCAACAAGUGCUUCUGUAAAAAGGACUGGAGUGAAAGUCACGAUGGGUGUCUUCUUAUGGGAGUACUAAAUCUUAACCCAUGUAAGAAUGCUCCAGCGAUUGUGUCACUUCCACAUUUCUACCUAGCAUCAGAUGAACUACUCGAAUAUUUUGAUGGGGGAAUCAGUCCUGAUAAAGAAAAACACAAAAGCUUUGCUUAUCUUGAUGCUACGACCGGUGUUGUUAUAAAGGGCACACAACGUCUCCAAUUCAACAUUGAAUUGCGAAACGUUAAAGCAGUCCCACAAUUAGAAAACGUGAAAACUGGACUCUUUCCACUUCUCUGGAUAGAAGAGGGCGCAGAAAUUCCAGAAGAUCUCCAACAAGAGCUUCACCAAGCCCACAAAAUGCUGUCCUAUGUAGAGGCUCUACGCUGGGUGAUACUAGGCUUAGCUGUGAUUUUGUGUAUAGCAAGUGCAAUGUGCGUAUCCCGCGCCGGGGGUCUUAACCCCUGGCCGAGGAACCACAAUAGUGUUAGCUUUAUAUUAAGACCAGGAAACACCGUCGAUAUUAAUAAAGGUCGCUAAGGGUUA
Molecule: messenger RNA, 1802 nt
Organism: Nymphalis io (European peacock)
Lineage: Eukaryota; Metazoa; Arthropoda; Insecta; Lepidoptera; Nymphalidae
Product: sensory neuron membrane protein 2-like
Exons: 10
Coding region: 234-1796 (520 amino acids)
Cellular component (GO): cytoplasm; membrane
Molecular function (GO): scavenger receptor activity
Source: RefSeq, a predicted model, not a curated record